UAUUAUGAAGAGAAAUAUGUCAUUUUAGUGGCAUGGAAAUUAAAUAUGAAUUUUUAAAGUUGUGAUAUUAUCAGAAACAAAACCAAAUAGUUCGGGGGAUAAGUAAAAAUAUUCUGGGAAUAAAGUCAUAAUAAUUACAAGAAGAAAAAAAUGUAUGAACAUUGUUUCAGAAGAAAGUGGAAAUAUUUGUACAAUUAAAAAGGAAAAAGAUCAAAACAGGGGAAAAAGAGCAAAGAGUGAGGUUGAUAUAAAUAAUAAGCGUUUUAACAUGUCUACAUGUGUUGCUUUACCAAAUACCAAAGUAGCUCUAUAUGAUAGGAGCACUGUUUUUAAGGAAUCGGCUGCAAAAAUGUUUGUUACUUCCAUUUUGAAGGGGACUCGCGUCCCAUUUCAGGUUGAUAAGCCAUCAAUGUAAAAUCAUACAAAACCUCAAGACUGAUGGUGUCCAAUACUUUAGUACAGGAUGUUUACAAAAUGACUUUUCAUGAAAGCCACCAUGGAUCUUGUCCUGAACGUCGCCGACCACUACGUGUUCACGCCUUACGUGUACCCAGCGUCGUGGGCAGAGGACGGUACCCUGCGGCAGAUCCUCAGCCUACUAGUGGUGACCAACCUUGGAGCGACGGCGCUCUACCUGAGUCUGGGAGCCAUCAGCUACUACUUCAUCUUUGACCAUGACCUCAUGAAACACCCACACUUCUUAGAGAAUCAAGUUUGGCGGGAGAUCAAGUAUGCGCUGACCUCGCUUCCCUGGAUCAGCAUUCCCACCGUUGCGCUGUUCUUCGCCGAAGUCCGAGGAUACAGCAAAUUGUACGACAACGUCCACGACUCACCCUUGGGUUGGACCGGACUUUUCCUGAGUAUGAUCUCCUUCCUGUUUUUCACCGACAUGUGCAUUUAUUGGAUUCACCGCUUCCUGCAUCAUAAACUUAUUUACAAGCUUUUCCACAAACCGCACCACGUGUGGAAGAUCCCCACGCCGUUCGCCAGUCACGCCUUCCACCCGGUGGACGGCUUCAUGCAGGGGCUCCCGUACCACAUCUACCCCUUCCUCUUCCCGCUCCAAAAGGUGCUCUACUUGGUCCUGUACGUCUUCGUCAACAUAUGGACCAUCUCCAUCCACGACGGCGACUACCGGGUCCCGAACGCUAUGACGGGAGUCAUCAAUGGCUCGGCGCACCACACCGACCACCAUCUCUUCUUCGACUACAACUACGGCCAGUACUUCACGCUGUGGGACCGCCUGGGGGGCUCCUACCGCCACCCGUCGGCGCUGAUGGGGAAAGGUCCGCGUGACCUGAUCCGCAAGCUUCAAGCAGACGGGAAGUUAGCGAAGGAACUGCGAAGUGCGACGUGCAAAGAGGAGUAACGGUUGGGAAAUGUAAUUUUAUAGACGGCCCAAUUCAGAAUAGUUUGGGUUCUUCUAUUUGCCAAAUAACAGUUGGGAAAUUCCACAAGGAAAACUUGGCAUUUCCGAAUCUCACCAUAAGUGUCCAAAUAGCUCCUAUUCGGAGACGAGAAGGCGAACAUGGACACAAAAUGUGUAGCUCAAGUCUUCCAAGUCUUUGUUGUUCUUUAAGGUCGUGUUCACAUUUGGUCCUGGCUAAAAAUAACAAGAUGCAUGAUGCGCAUUUUGGUGCAUUCACACUGGCAUGAUUAAGACUGGUGAAGAACAUUUUCAUAAAACACAGUUUUAUGACCUUUUUAUGUGAUUUCAGCUUACUUCUUAAAUAAUCUUUGUUAAAUAUUUUUCUUUAAUAUUUCAACUCUAUGGUACUAAAAUGAUAUUAUUUUUCCUCAUAAAUUACAAGUGCAUUCUGGUAAAAUGUUAACUUUUUUGUUUGUUAGAAUGCUUUUUCCACCCCCAUUUUUUGUGUU
Messenger RNA from Doryrhamphus excisus (bluestripe pipefish), 1878 nucleotides. The record is from RefSeq and is a predicted model, not a curated record. NCBI's taxonomy places the organism in Eukaryota, Metazoa, Chordata, Actinopteri, Syngnathiformes, Syngnathidae.